Danio rerio (zebrafish) is the source of this 6888-nucleotide messenger RNA. Lineage: Eukaryota; Metazoa; Chordata; Actinopteri; Cypriniformes; Danionidae. The record is from RefSeq and is a predicted model, not a curated record.
CUCCUUCAAGGAUUAUUUUGCGCCACAAUACAGCAUCCCUCUUCGUGCCUUUAAUGUUCAGCGGGGGUGAAAAUCCACUGCGAGAAUCUGGCAACCAUUUAGACGCAUUGAGAGCGAGUUGGUAGAGAAAUGCUUGGACUGCUGAAGGCUGGUUUUGUAUGGUGACUGAGGGAAAGCUACAGCGGGCCUUGACAUUUGAUUAUUUUGUUGAAUAAAAAUAGGAUAGGCUGUAUUGCUCGUGCUGUGCUGUGGUCACAGACAAUAAUGGCCUGAUUUUAGACACGCUCUUUCUUAAGACACAUCUGCAGUCAGACAUUGCUCUCGUUUUACUGCACAUUUUUUGAAUAAGCAAGCAAAAUGGAGCACUCCUUCAAAGACCGGAUUCGGACUAAUAAUGUCCAGGGACUAUGAAGAGUCUGGUCAGUCUGUAGGGAUGUUGGCUGCGGUGGAGCAUGGUCCGGUCCUCUGCAGUGACUCCAACAUCCUCUGCCUCUCAUGGAAAGGACGGGUUCCUAAAAGUGAGAAGGAGAAGCCGGUGUGCAGGAGACGCUACUAUGAGGAAGGCUGGCUGGCCACCGGGAACGCCAGAGGUGUUGUGGGAGUGACCUUCACGUCCAGUCACUGCAGGAGAGACAGAAACACCCCGCAGAGAAUCAACUUCAAUUUACGGGGUCACAACAGUGAGGUCGUCCUUGUUAGGUGGAAUGAACCGUUUCAGAAGCUGGCAACGUGUGAUAUGGAGGGAGGGAUAUUUGUGUGGAUCCAGUAUGAAGGAAGAUGGUCUGUAGAGCUGGUCAAUGACAGAGGUGCUCAGGUGAGUGACUUCACCUGGUCCCAUGAUGGCACCCAGGCCUUAAUCGCCUACAGAGACGGUUUUGUGCUGGUGGGCUCAGUCAGCGGUCAAAGACACUGGUCAUCUGAGAUCAAUCUGGAGAGUCAAAUCACCUGUGGAAUCUGGACCCCCGAUGACCAGCAGGUGCUUUUUGGAACGGCAGACGGGCAAGUGAUAGUGAUGGACUGCCACGGCCGUAUGCUUGCCCAUGUUCUGCUGCAUGAGUCAGAUGGCAUUGUCAGCAUGUCCUGGAACUGCCCGAACUUUCUGGUGGAGGACAGCACCGAGAGCGACACUGACUCUGAUGACCAGACGCCAGCUCACGUUCAAAAUCUGAAACCACUGCUCACGGUCAGCUUCAUAUCAGGAGAUAUCAGUUUGAUGAACAACUACGAUGACCUUUCACCUAACAUUAUCCGCUCAGGACUGAAAGAUGUGGAGGUGCAGUGGUGCUCUCAGGGAGAUCUGCUGGCCGUGGCUGGGAUGGAGAGACAUGGGCUGCCCACUGACUCUUUAAUGAGGAACGCCCUUGUCAAGUUUUACAAUGUCCAAGGAGAACAUAUAUACACUUUAGAAACUCCAGCCCAAAGGCCCAUCACCACUAUCUGCUGGGGUCACAGGGACUCGCGGUUGUUUCUGGCCUGUGGACCAGCCCUGUAUGUGGUGCGUGUGGAGCACCGUGUGGCCAGCCUGCAGCUCCUGUGCCAGCAGGGCAUUGCCAGUGCUCUGAAAGAGGAGAGAGAUGUUGGAAAACUGAACAUGCCUUCACUCCUCUGCUCCUACGUCACCACUGCAUUCAUUCCAACCAUCAAGCCCCCCAUUCCUGAUCCGAACAACAUUAGAGACUUUGUGAGCUAUCCCACAGCAGGGAACGAACGAUUGCACUGCACUAUGAAGCGUUCAGAGGAAAACCCUGAGGCUGGAGGCCCCUGUUAUACCCUCUAUCUGGAACACCUCGGAGGUCUGGUGCCUAUUCUCAAGGGCCGUCGCAUCAGCAAACUGCGACCUGAGUUUGUCAUUAUGGACCCAAAAAUGGAUGGCAAAGCAGAUGAGGUCUGUGUAAAUGGCAUGAUCUCCUAUAUGACUGACAGCUGUAACUGCUCAGACUCUAGUGAUAUUGAGCUGAGUGAUGAGUGGGUUGGGCGAAAGUCGCCCAAACUUUCCAGAGGAAACAGGUCUCCUAAGCUUCCUAGAAUUAAUAUGGAAUCAAGGAAGUCUCCAAAACUUGCCCAAACAUCUCAAGAAAUGUCUAGGUCGCCUAGAUUACCAAAGAAGCCUCCACUUCGGUCUCCGAGUCUCACUCGAAGAGAAUUUCCAGUUGAUGGUUUUAGUGAGCAUAAUUACUUGGCCCAGGUCACGUCUAACAUCUGGGGGACAAAGUUUAAAAUAGUGGGUCUUGCCUCUUUUUUGCCAGCUAACCUGGGAGCAGUUAUUUAUAAAACUAGUUUGCUGCACCUGCAACCUCGUCAGAUGACCAUCUAUUUGCCUGAAGUGCGUAAAAUUUCCCUGGACUUCAUGAGCCUGCCAGUUUUCAACCCCAAUGUGUUCAGUGAGGAUGAAGAUGAUUUACCUGUUAUGGGACCUUCUGGAGUGUCAGCCGACAAUCCUUCUUGCACAGUUAAUAUCCCCAUUGCCCCAAUUCACAGCCCUGCUCAAGCCAUGUCACCUACUCAGAGCAUAGGCCUUGUGCAGUCUCUACUAGCCAACCAGAACAUACAGCUUGAUGUCCUUACCAAUCCUACUGCAACUGCAGCGGCGGCAACUGCAGCAGCGGCAGCAGCAGCAGCGGCAGCAACAGCAGCAGCAGCAACAGCAGCGGCGGCUAAUGCAACAGUAUCUGAGCACAGUCAGGAUACUGUUACAGCACAGUACACUGUGCCAACCAGAUACUCCAACCCUGGACAGGUGAUAUUCAGUGGACUGGAAAUGAAUAACAUUUUGAGUGGAACUCUUCCUCCCCCUCCACAUCAUCUGCCACAACCACCCCACCAACCCCUCCAACCUUCACCUUCAGGCUAUGCUACUCUAUCCCUCCAUCACUUACAGUUGAUGCCUCAAAUUCCUCAUCCAGACCAGCCACCAGAUAGAGGAGAACAAGUCCUCCCUCUAAAAGUUCCUUCACGACCACAGUCAUUCAUUGAAAUGGACACUCUUGAGAUCCAGUUGCGCAAGGUAAACCCGCCUCCACCUUAUCCCGGUACAGUGGUAUCAGCUGCAGCUGCUAUCCCUACUACAGCCCCUCCUGGUCUUCUUGUUAGCAAUGAGAAUGGCACUACGCUGUCAACAGAUACAUGUUUAACUAAGGACGAAUUCUCUCUUCACCCAAUUAGUCUACAAUACCCAACUCCAUUGGGUUAUGAAAGAAUCACCACAUUUGACAGCAGUGGAAAUGUCGAAGAGGUGUGUCGUCCAAGAAGACGGCUGUUAAGAAACCAAAAUGCUUAUGGGAUGCAGGGAAUGGGCAGCUCUGCUACACUGAAAGUAACUUCAUCUGAAAACAAAAAGGUCCAGUUGCCAUACAGCUCAGCAACUCUUAGUCGCCUCUCAGUGCCUAGAUAUUCCAUACCAAGUGGAGAUCCACCACCAUAUCCAGACACAUCCAACCAGAUGAACACAAUCAGAAGUCCUACGCAAAGGAUUGACAGCAGUUUGAUUCAUGCCACUUUGCGUCGAGAUAGAAGGGAACCGUCUCUGAAGGUUUCUCAAAUGGUGGAUGCAGUGAGGACACUACCAACAAAAUCCAAAAUGAACGGCUCCCUCACGCUGUCUUAUCAGCCGAGAAUACCCUCUGCUUUGUACACAUGCACUCAGUGUAGCAGUAACAGCAGCAGCACUAGUGUGAGUGUCACUGGUGGUGGCACUAACAGCAGUGGAAUAGCUGGAGGAACGGUUGUGAGGCAAGACUUCCCACCGGGCAAAGGAGCGCAACACAGCACGAUAAUUGUGCACUCCAAAAGUGCCUCGCCAUUAGCAUCUCAGUCCUCCUAUAACCUCCUAAGUCCCACUGACAACAGUAGAGACAGAACUGUCUAUGUGAAUUCUGCCUUUACAGAAGAUGAGACAGUAAGUCAGCAGUGUCAUCUUGAAAAAUCAAUGCGCCAUUUAACCCUAGGGGAUGUCAACUUGACAGUUAAGCGACCUCCGCCUUAUCAAUGGGACUCUCCUGCAGCAGAACAACUCUGGAUACCUCAAGAGCAAAAUUUAUUGCCUGGACCUCCACCUCAUAAGCCACCACCAUUUAUACUUAGCCAGCCACAGCACUUGGAAAUUGCACGGCUACCUUUUGUUCUUUCAGCCAAGCAUACCCCCAGUCCCAAUUCUAUGACUCUCCCAUCACCCUAUCAGUUAUCUCUUUCACCCUACCCUUCAGUUGUGGGGCAUGGUGGACCUCCACUUCAGCCUUUGCAGAGUCCUGCACAAACUUGUGGCCCGAAUGACAUGGUGGCAUCUAGCCCUUUCAGCCAACCAGACUCAACUUUAGUCCUGCCCCCUGGUUAUCCCUCUAAUGUUAGCAAUCUAGGUUGUUGUACUCUGCCACCAAUGUACCCAGGGACUAGUUCCUGCAACAACCUUCAGUUGCAUCCUAUGAGCUUGCAUCCUUGGAGCACUUACAGCACUUGUCCUCCCAUGCCAGACCAUUCUGCCACACUCCCCAGUAAGACCCAUCAGACCCUAGAGAAACCAGUUCUCUCUCCGCCUCCACCACCUCCACCUCCGCCACCCCCUCCUCCUCCACCUCCUCUCCCUCCUCCUCCUCCACCUGUCGAACACUUGAACCUCCAGAGCACCUCAGAAGUGGUUGCUGAAUCUGGGGAAAGCUUUCAGGAUCAAUCCUCUCUCAAUGAGAGUCCACAGGGAGCAGAGAGGUUCAGCAAAAAGGGUCGUAAAAGGCUUGACAGUAGGGCAGAAGAGGCCAAUAUGUCUGGAGUCUCUGAAGGUAAAUCAAAAAAAGAGAGUCGCACUCUCUCUGACUUCAAUUCCCUGAUCUCCAGCCCAAGACUCGGCAGCAGGGAGAAAAAGAAGCCUAAAGGACAGAAGGAGCCACUAAACAAGACCAAGAAACUAAGCAGGACAUCCAAUGAGUUCCAGGACAGCUCAGAGAGUGAGCCUGAGCUGUUCAUUAGUGGUGAUGAAUUAAUGAACCAAAGUCAGAGCAGCAAGAAAGGUUGGAAGAGCAAGCGGAAUUUGCGUACAGCAAACGAGCUUGAGGAAAUCAAGUGCCGCAAAGCUAACGAGAGAGAGGAUCGCAGUCUUGGCAGCCAAGGCUUUGUUUAUGUCAUGGCCAACAAGCAGCCAUUGUGGAAUGAAGCCACCCAGGUUUACCAGCUAGACUUUGGAGGACGGGUAACGCAAGAAUCAGCCAAAAACUUUCAGAUUGAGCUUGAUGGACGUCAGGUAAUGCAGUUUGGCAGAAUUGACGGCAAUGCAUACAUCCUGGACUUUCAGUAUCCAUUCUCAGCAGUACAGGCAUUUGCCGUAGCCUUGGCCAAUGUCACUCAGAGACUUAAAUAGAAAUCUUGUCCAUGAGAACGGAUGGGCUGAAAAAGAGAUUAUUGUUAAUCGCAGUUUGUGAGAAAUGUUACACUCUCUGCUGCCAUAACGUCUGUGCAAUGCCGGUUAGUAGCCGAGAGAUCUGGUCACUCUCAGGCAGUGCAAGUCGCACACAGGUGGUCCGACAAUAGAUUUAGUGCUUUAAAGUACCCUUUUGUUAACAGAGGUACAAACUGAUUUCUGAAUGGUGGUACACAUCUGAGAGAAAACAAGUAUGUGUGUAUUGAUGGAAUAUUAUUCAACUUACUUAUAUUGUUUUUUCAUGUAUUUCCUUGGUAUACAAUGGUGUGAUUUUAAAUGUACUAAAAACUGAGAUGGAUGUUAGGUUAUGGGAUUUGUUUUUGUUCUUCCCUCUCUUGAUAACCCACCUCCUUUUGUUUUGUUUUUGAGAUAUACGUGUGCCAAAUUUAAAUUUCCUAUUUACAAUGCUUGUAAAAUGAUGGAUUUUUGAUUAUCGUUUGUGGUCAGUAACUCAAUGAAAUCUAUAUAAAGGAGAAGCAUCAACUUAUGUUUGAAUAUUUUCAUCCCAUGACUCACUUCCAUGAAGUGACAGCAGAGAUAAUAUAUUCCAGUUCAUUUUUCCCAAUUGUGCCACUAUAAUGAAUGCAUUUCUAUGGUUUAAAACUCAAUUUAACAUGUUUCUUCACAAUAUGUCUUAGUUAUAUUGCAUUAUUUGCACACUGUGUUCUUGCAGUAUCUUGAUAUUGUCCUAUUUGAAUGAUUUUUGCUUUUUAAUCUUAACAGAAAUCAAAGUUUUUUAAUUACUUUCAGAUAUAUUGUCACGUAAGUGACAUGACAAAAAGUGCUGUAGUUAGAUGUACUGAAAAUGUACUCAUAUCAUCCGUGACACUUUAGCACGAAAUAUAUAGUAUGCAUUAAGCAUUUAGCCAAAAAAUGUCUUAUAUCAAUAUAUAAAUCAGAUUUAACACACUGUAUAUUAUGCAAUGAAUGAAAUCUAAUUGAAACUGAAAGCUGAUACGAUUCUGCAUUCCUUUGUUAAAUGCUCAACCCCAAUGACAUAGUUUGAUUUCUAUAAAGGGGCAUAUUUUAUUAUAUUCAGUCAUACUGGUUACAUAUUUAUUUUUCUGUAUUAAUAUUUAAUAUUCUACAUACAUAUUUAAUAUUUGUUGCAAUGAAUCAUCAAAUUAAUUUGUCGGUUGUUGCUUACUUUCCGGCGUUUUCCAGUAGUUUCAUCAGUUUUAAGCCAAACAGUGGUUCAGAGUCGGGUAGUGUUGAUAUGGUUGAUGUUUUAAGCACUUCUUGAUUAUUCUUGAUGUUGUAUGCUUUGAUGAUUUGCAGUUGCAGUUAUUUCUAGCCACUUUGUACUGGGUUAUUCGGGCCCGGUUUAAAUUAUGUGGAAUGUGAGGCUUUAACUGUGCUUUAUCGCUUAAUUAUUCUGAUGUACAUUUACAAAAUGUAAUUCAAGGGUGUCUUGGAAAAGCAUUAGAAUGUCUGUGCCCAGUAGGUUUUAAGUCACUAAAUAAAAUCUAAUUAGUUUGAUGAAA